CGACACGUUCGGUGUAACAGAAGUGCGGUUAUGUUUAUUGUUUUUGUUUACCUACAGUAAACAGCACUCUUGUGUAGUUAAUAAAUAGGUAUUCAACAAAAGACUUCAAAAGACCCAACGUUAUAUUAUUUCCUUCUUAUCCUGUAACGUUUUAUUGCUAUAAAAGGACGGAUAAAAUAUAAAUCAUGAGUUUCAAAAUGUUGAGUGGCGAUGCAAUUCCCCUGUUGGGCUUUGGAACUUACAUGGUAGAUGGUUUUCAGCAAACUAAAGAUGUUAUGGACCAUGCUCUCACUGUUGGUUAUAGGCUGUUUGAUACAGCAAAAAUGUAUGGAAACGAAAAGGACAUUGGGAAAGCCUUAAAAGUACUGUUACCCAAGCACAAUUUAUCAAGGAAGGAUGUUUUCAUUACUACAAAACUUCUUCCCAGUGACCAUGGAAAAAAGGCUUAUGAAGCCAUAAAAGAAUCCCUCGACAAACUGGAUUGUGAAUACAUAGAUCUUUACCUAAUUCACUGGCCAGGAUCUUAUGGAGCUUCCUCGAAAAAAUUGCCCGCUUUAAGAGCAGAAAGUUGGAAACGAAUGGUUGAAGCCCAAAGAGAAGGAUUAGUGAAGAACAUUGGCGUGUCUAAUUACACUGUUAAACAUCUAAAAGAGUUAUUUGAUAAUUCAGAGGGUGUUUUUCCAGCUGUAAAUCAAAUUGAAUGGCACCCAUAUUACCACCCCUACGACAUUUUCGAAUUUUGCAAGGAACAUAAAAUUUUGGUACAAGCCUAUAUGCCUUUAGGCUCUGGAAGUAGGGACUUACUCAAUGAUUCAGACGUUACGAAGAUUGCUAAACAGUUGGGAAAAACCAAUGCUCAGGUCAUACUGAAAUGGUCACUUCAACAAGGAGUUGGUGUUAUUCCAAAAGCAGCCAGUCAAUCACACAUGGAAGAAAAUUUCAAACUCGAUUUUACCCUACCUGAUGAUGCUAUGUCUUCAUUGAGCAACUUGAAAAAACGUCAAAAGUUUGAUUGGGAUCCAGAGUCACUGGAGUAAUGUGCAUUCCAUAUAGCUUUGAGGAGAUAACUGAAUAUGAUAAUUAUUAUCAUUAUAUAAAAUCCAUAAAAGAGCAAAACAAUAAGUUUAUAAAUAAAAUCGUUUAUUUUAUCAAAAUAAAAAUGUACAAAUGCGCUAUGUUCAUAUACAUAAGUAAAAACAUAUAAAAUUAGGCAAAAAAGCUGGAUAACUCAACAUAAAAAAGUAGUAAGCAAAAAUUAGUUGACAACGCAAAAAAAGUAAUAAUACCGUUUUUUACAAGCUGUCAUUAUAAUACAAUAAUGAUCUUUGGCAAAGAGACAUUCUAUAACAUUAUAUUUUUUGCUCUUAGUAGAUAUGCAUAUCUUUUAACAAUAACCAGCUCACUAAAGGAUUCCCUAAAUUAUUUUAGUCACAAUAACUAUGCAAAGAUUUUCAUAUCAUUUUUAAAAAUAUCUUGCCUUAAUAUUAAAUGAAAAUUAAAAAUGGAUAAUGAAAUCUAGUAAGAUUCUUGUGUAUAAUGUCUCCAAAUUGCGCAAGUGAAGUAAAACAUCUAGCGCAACGCAAUAGUGUCCAGUAGCCGGACAUAUCUAAGCUUCUAUCCUAGUCGGUGCAUAAUUAUUCAGUAGAUUUCCUAUGAAAUUAAAAUAUUAUCAAUAAAUUAAAAUUAGAAAAGCAAUGGGUUUAGAAGCAAAAUAUGAGGACGAAAAUAUAUUACCUACAAACAUUUUUUAAAUGAACAAGCAAACGUUUAUUGAAAUUAUUUUUAUUUUAUCAACAACAGAAAGGCAUGCCCUAUUUGUAGUCUCAGAUUCCACUGAAAGUUUCAUAUGGUCGUCAGGUGUCAGGUUGUAGUUUUCAUUUGUUCAACUCCGCGUUUGUAACAAAACUGGCAGUUCCUCAUUUGUCUAGGGGUAAAUCUAGCAAAUCGUGCAAAGAGUUCAGGAAGCUCCACUUUAUAUUAUUAAGUAUUUUGUGUAUUGUUAACGCAAAAGAAACAAAGAAAGACAUGUCCUUUUUAGAAGAAACACGUAUGAUAAUAAUAAUUAUAACUAAUAAAUUGUAGAUUAAGUGUUACUCUCAGGUGAACUUUUUUAGAUGAAUCCAAAAAUUAAACCGAAAGAAGGAGGCACGAUUUACAUUGAAAAUAGGCCCCCGUAAAUUUCAACCAAAUUUCAAUAUUUUAAAGGUAUCAUCAUUGCAAAAAAAAAAUUGAAAUGUAAAGAGGAUCGUAUGUCUGUGAUAGCAGAUAUAGCUUGUCAAAGUACGUAGGUCCUGCUAUGCUAUACAUAUAGGAAAUAUCCGAGGAAAUAUUUCUACGUAGAUUUUCUUGAAUAUUUUGAAAAAUACUAAUCCAAUUUUGACGGUUUUGGGGUCCUUUUGUAGGUAUCAAAUUCCAAAAACGUCAACGGAUUAGUAUUUUUCGAGAUAUUCAAGAAAGUCUACGUAGAAAUAUUUCCUAGGAUAUUUCCUAUGCAUACCAUAUCAGGACCUACGUACUUUGACAAGCUAUCUCUGCUAUCACAGACAUACGAUCCUUUUUACAUUUCAAUUUUUUUUUUGCAAUGAUGAUACCUCUAAAAUAUUGAAAUUUGGUUGAAUUUUACGGGGGCCUAUUUUCAAUGUAAAUCGUGCCUCCUUCUGUGAUAAAUAUGAGAGUUGAAAGCAGUUGGUGCAACAAUUUCUUCAAAUAAUCACAGCAGCAUAGAACAAACACCAAAGAUAAUUUACAAGUAGAGCAUAAAAAAAUAUAGGUUACCUAAAAUCUACUUUAUAAUCCUGGUGUGAUCAGGGACUGCCUAGCCAAGGAUAACAUUAGUUAGGACUUGAAAAAUGUGAGCCAUAACAAUAACGGGUCUUCAAAAAAAAAUUCAUAUUAAAGAUGGCUAUUGAUUUUUCAUUUUAAACGUAUGUCUUGAUUAAUAUUUUUCUUCAAUUUUGUAAUGUCAUGUCAAAAAUCCUGACCAAUAAUGCGACGUACCAUCGUCACCAAAACCCUCUUCGAUUUAGUUUUUUUUUUUUUGAAGGCCGGUUAUCUCCUACUAACCCAAUGACCCAAGUAUUCGAGUAGACACGAAGAACUUUUAUUGCAGAACUAUAGUUAUUGGGCUUCUUUUUUGACAUUCAUAUUUUUCAUUACAACCUGACGACCUUAAAAAACUUGCAUUUUUAUUGUUUGUGGGAAUUUAUAGAUAAAAAAGGUUUGUUUGUUUGUGUCGCACUAACUUGAGCUGAGCUGUAAUAUUAAUUCAGAUUAUGGCAGAUAAUAACCAUAAUAACGUUUGUGAGUUCAUUGCCAUAACACAAACGAACGCCCCAAAGCAGAAAGUGCUGCUCCGAACAACACAAACAAACAAACCUAAAGAACAAAUCAGUGAAGAAACAAAAAAAAUAGAUUUACCAAACUUAGGCUAUGGUCCUAUUAUAACCAAACGUUAGCCAGAGUAAUCGAAUCAGUGAAAAUUGGUUAACUACUGAAAAUUCCGGAAACUAGGAAUUCAGAAAACUCGAGCUUCGGUCGCUGUUUAAAAAAAUACCUUAUAAUUUUUUUCUGUAUGGAAUAAAAAAUAAUUGACAGAUAAAACCAUUGGAACCGACAUCCGAUGGCCAGUAACUAUUUUGACAUUUGGUUAACCAGGUUUCAGGAAACCGUAGUCCAAAAGUAAACACUUUUCCACCAGAGUAAUUUGAUUACUUCCGGACCCCGGAAAACACAACCCUGGCUAUAUGUAUUGGGACCAUAGCCAUUCUGUUUUUAGGUUGAAGCACUCUACCAGCAACUAAUAAAGCAAAGAUUAUUGAAAAAUUCAUGCACCAGCGCAAUCAUGCAAAAUUAUAAUUAAAAUACACUAUCUUAUCAACAUGAAAGUAGUAAUAAAUAAUAUGAAAUUUUAAUGCAUACUUACUAAGGCAUUUGCACUUCUCACAUGUGAAAAAGUUAAAAUAUGAUGCCUAUUGACCAUUGAUUAGGAUUUAAAAAUUGUGGUUUAUCGAUUUGGUUUCUGAAUAUGUAUAGAUAAAUUCAACCUUGCUUUGACUUUUUACUAGCCUGCCCAUCUAGGAAUAUAGUAUAUUACAUACCGAUGUUGAAAGUGUUUCAUUACUCUCCACCAGAUUUUAGUUAGAUCGAGCCGCAGCCGAGGUUUAACUAAAAUCUCGAGACAGUAAUGAAACUUUUAACCAAGAUAUGUAUACCAUUUUGUUUACAAUCAUCCGAAUUUUGUAAUUUUUAUUUGAAUGAAAACUACAAAAAUACAAUAAAUUUUAACAAUUUCAUUUACUUUCGGCCCACGAGAGGAAAGUAAACUAUCAACCCGUGGGUCGAAAGUAAAAGUCAAAAAAUACAGUAAAUUUUAACAAUUUCAUUUACUUUCGGCCCACGGGAGGAAAGUAAACUUCCGACCCGUGGGGUGGAUAGUAAAAGUAAAAAAAGUGACAUUUUCACAAACUUUUUAAAAGUCAGAAAAGUCAACAUUACAUGAGUAUGAUUGUGAAUAAAAUGUAUUCCUGCAUUAAUAAACCAAGUCUUGUUAAGUAAUUCUGCAAGUUUCAUAAGAGAAUGUAUUUUUCUAUAUGAAAAAAGCCAUUGUCGAUAUUCUAUGGUUAAUGGCGAUGUUUGUUAGUAGAAAAUUGGGUAUUAAAUGACCAAGAAAAGAUAAGAGAGAAGUUACACAAACCUUGAAGAAAUAAAUUCAUCUUUCAAGCAGUAAGUUAUACGGACAAUUGUAAAACUACACCUAAAAAAAUAAAAGAAUUGCUCAUAUUAAAUUUUUUUAUUUUAUACCUUUAACAAAUGUCAUAGGAUUUGAUUUCCAAAAGUUACUCUAUUGUUUUUAACAUAACAACGUUAUCAUCAUUUUUAGCUUUUUUUUUAACUUUGGUCCUUUUUGAAAUAAACCGUUGGUAGACAUACCAAGACUGUUCCUAACCAAUCAAAAAAACUACUAUACUUUUUAUGAUAGGAUCAAAAUAAAUAUGUCUCUGGCAGUUUCAUAAAAAAAGAGAGUAGAUAAUUAUUUCAAUAUAACAUCAAAAAUAAUCAAAAUACAUGUGAUAUGCCUAGUCAGCACCUAGAUAGCAGUCCCGAGGGAUAUAAUAGUUUAUAUAAUACAGGGUGUUAAUAAAUAGUAGGAUCAAACUUCUAGGAUAAAUAGUACUCAUUAAAAUAAGAAAAAAGUUUAUAGAAACAUAAGUCCGCAAAUUGGACCAAUCACUUAACCUAUCUGCACAAGAUUUUAACAACUACUUUAUCAAUGUAGCCGCAGAUUUAAAAAAACAAAUAAAAAAUGAAAAUUUAAAUCCUAUAAAAAACUUAAAAAACAUAGCAUUAAAUAAUAAUCCUUUCUGCUUUGAAGAAGUCUCUUUUAACGAGGUCAGGGAGGUUAUUGAUCAGCUUAAAAACUAAAUGGUUAAAGAUAUACAGGGUGUCCCACUAAGGUCGGCCAGGUACGAUAUUAUGGAGACCAUAGACCUUACGUAACUUGAAAACGAAUGCAGAUAUUGAAUUGCGGUUUGCGCCAAAAUGUAGACAUUUUUUUGCUCUUUAAGCACAGCAAUACAAACAUAAUAUUAUGCCAUUUGGAGUUUUCAUGAACAUUAGAAAAAACUGGAUCUUGAAUAAACAGCGCCCUCUAGAAUAUGCGGUGGGAACUAUCGACCUCGAACGAACUGGUGUUCUUAAUAACAAUGAAAUUCUCUUUCAAAUAAACCCAAAUUGAAUGAGUUUUAAUGAGGGGUAUGGAAUAUACAGCAAUUCCUAAAAAAAAAAAAUUCACCAGCUUCCCCCACCCUUAUUACUGAAGAUACGAAAAAAAGCCUAAUAACCAAAGUGGUGCAACAAUUAAUGAACUUUUGAUUUCUGUUAUAGCGAUUUCUUGAGAAAAAUUGAAUUUUUAGCUAUAUCAUCGUAAUUGCGCCCCCUAGCGGUCAUCCUAGAAACUUGAAAAUAAUUUUCAUCAAUUUCUCUUGGCCGAUUUAGUGAAGAAAAAAAAAUCCCGAAGCCGUAAGGUCUAUGGUUUCCAUAAUAUCGUACCUGGCCGACCUUAGUGGGACACCUGGUACAUAUACAAUCUAAUCAUAACAAUAAUGAAAGGGGUAAAAAAUUUACUACCUAUAUGCCUCUAACAAAAGUGAUCAAUCUGUGUAUUAGGGAGAACAUAUUUCCUGACUAUGUCUUAAAAUUACAAAAGUUGUACAAAAAAGGGGAUGCCAAUGACCCAAGCAACUACAGACCCAUUUCAUCUUUAAUACCCAUUACUACCAAAAAUAUAUGAGAAAUGCUUAGCAAAACAAACUACCUUGAACAAAACAACAUUCUUAGUCCUGGUCAGUUUAGGUUUAGGGAGGGUAAAAACACAGCACUAGCAAUUUUGAAACUUGUUGAAAAUAUCAUGGAGGGUUUUGAGAAGUCACAACACACAGUGUCUGUUGCUGUUUACAAAAUGCAUCAAAUUGCUCUUUCACAAUCAAGAUCUAUGAUAAUUAAUGGAUGCAGAUUAUUUGAAUGUGUACAAUACCUAUGUUAAAUAAAAAACGCAUAUUUUCUUUGUGCCCUACUUUGGUUUUAGAAAAAAUUUUGAUCCUCACUCAUGCAUAAAGUAUAUUUCCCGCCAUUGACUGUUUACUUUAACUCCGCUCCGCGUCGUUCGGGUAAACGGCAGUCGCGUGCGGGAAAGUUUAACUUUCUGCACUUGUUAGGAUAACAACUUUUUUUCUUAUUUUAAUGAGUACCUACUAUUUAGCCUAGAAGUUUUGAUCCCACUAUUCAUUAACACCCUGUAUACAUACUAACAGAACAUCGCAUGGCACUGCAGUUAGUGGAAUACUGCAGGACUCUACAGACUAUUUGAAUAACAAAACUAUUAUACAUAACCUGAUCUUAAUACAAAUUAUAUUUUUUUCAGACCUUUCAAAAGUUGCAAAUAGGUACCUAAUUAUACUGCCAAUAAUCGCAACAACUGGAUUCGUUAUAUGAAAAAUAAUGAAAUUUGUAAUUUCUGUUAAGACAAAGUUUGGCAUCUGCCAGUAACUGAGUAAAAAUAAACAAGAAACAAUAACGUGUAGUUUGAAUUUGAAAUAUUCGUGGAAAUGAGCACUGGAGUUAUCUGCUAUUUUUUGAUUUGAGUACUAUAUUGCCCAGGACUGCUGUCUGAUAGGUAAGACUGGUAUUGAAAAAAUAAAAAUUACAAUAAUUAGCACCUAGUUUUGAUAAAAUCAUUCAACUAAUUUUUCUGAUCUCUAUAGCAAGAGUAAUGGGUAUUUAAUUUAAAUCUGGGAAUUAUAAUACUAUAAUUAUCACAGUGGAAAAAAAAAGGCAUGAUAAUAACCAGAUUAUAAAUUCAGUUUUUUAAUAUCUAAAACCUCUAGAUAUUUUUCAACAAAACAAACUACAAAUAAUCUAUAAAGGCGACUAAAAAUGAUGAUUUCAACUUCCAAAAAUCUACUGCAAUUUUCAGUAGUAUAGUGUCUACAACACAGAUGUAGUAAUUAUUUAGCUAAAAAGUUUUCAUAUUUUACAAUUUAUCUUGUUCUUACACUUAUUAAUAAGGUUAUUUUUUCUUUAUAUAAUUUAUAUAUUCUAAAAUGUACCAAUAAGUAUAUAAUAUACUCUAUAAAACACUAAUUUGACAUGUGGUACAUUGUUGUCAUAUUUCAAGGCAAUCAACAGUAGCCAUUUAGUUCAUUCAAUAAACAUAUGAAACGGUCAAAUUGAUAUCUGAAUUACAUAUAACAGGCGAGAAAAAAUAACAGAAUAGAUUUUUAUAUAAUGUCCUGUUUUAUAAGCUAUAUUUGUAUGCUAAGGAUAAUACAAGUUCUCUAGGAUUUUUAUCAUUCUUGCCAAAAUAUGUAUAUAAAUAUCCGCAUUAUCCACAUUAUUGAAAAUGCUGUAGGUAUAAUAAAAUAUUAUGUAAUUGAACUUUUAAAGGAUCUCUUCUCUAGUUACAAACAAUUACAUAUAUCCUAACUUGUAAGGAAUUUUAGUUGUUUUUUUUUAGGUUCUUUCCUUGCUUAAGGUGCACUUGCUUCUGUUCCUCAAGCAAAACAUUAAACACUAACACGUUAUUAUUCAACCAAAAUUUACUCAACAAUGAUUUUUUUAAUACAAUAGGUAUACGGGAAAACGAUUAAAGUAAAAAAAAUUCUCUGUUUCAAAAAAUCGCCGACGUCUUGAAAUAGAGGAAUUGGUUUUACUUUGUCCUCUUCCCGCAAACCUUCUACUGUAAUCUGUAUAAAACCCAUUAGGGCACAAACUAGCUCCACAAUUAUUUUUUCAAAAAAAUCGUUGCGGGCUAUUUUUAAAAUUGAUAGAAAAGAGAUAUCGAAGGGAAACGUUUCUACUGGAAAUGGUUAUUAAAAAUAAAUAUAUCUACAAGUAUCUCUAGAUUUUUUUCAUAAGAAAUUUGUUACUGUUUUCCAUUUUAGAUUAAGUUUAUAUUUUCAGUUUUCCAAUAAAUGAGGAAAUUCUGCGAAAAAAAUUUAUACAAAAAAGUAGCUGUAAUUUUAGUUUCUAGGACAAGUUAACAAAUAUUAUUUGGCAAAAAUUGACAACCAAAAAGAGAAAAAAAUAUUUUAAUCUCAAAGUUACACUUUGGCUCAUAGUUAGUAUUUUUGAUUUGAUUUGGAUGGGAUGAUCUUUUCCCUCUUUCCAAGUCCAAUUUUUAUCAACAAAUGAUCAACUGGCCUUGAUUUACAAAGCAUUUUUUUUAAAACAAUGCAUUUUAUUUCCAAUUACGAGACCAUACCGGCAAUAUUUCUGUGUGUGAAUAAACUAAGCAUUAAUCGAACUAGAACACCCCAAUUUUUGGUUACUUUUUGUAAGACUCAACUAUAAAUCAACAUCUAGCAGGCCGAUUUUGUUCAAAUUUUCAGGAGUGAGAGGCUGCUCUUAUUAUUGCUAUUUAAUUUCCAGUUAUUAACAGAUUUCCGUCCACCUGCUAAAAGAUACAGGGUGAAACAUGAGUUGGCGAAUUUCUUGCGAUAGUUGGGGUUCACCCCAUUCUGCUGGAGGGAGGGUUGAGUAGAUUUUUGGUAUUCAGUUUAUAAGAGUACCUGAGUAACUCAGGACGUUUUCGAGAUUUUUUGAAUAUCGCAGCCCACUAUACGAUUUUAUCAUGAGUUAUGCGAUUUUAUGUGAAAUAUAGCUUUUGACGUCGCCAUUAUUUCUUUUCAAAACAAACACUACAAUUAUGGCGCAUGUGAAAACACUCUGUAUAUUUUUGUAGGAUGUAAAUUGAUAGGAUUCAACCGAAGGUUGAAACUCAACCAUCGGUUCAGUGUUUUAUAAUACUGGCCAUUAGACAUAUACACGGUUCUACAAAAAUAUACAGCGUGUCUGUUUUUCUAACCAGAGGAAUCUCGGUUAUUAUAAAAUAUACGAGGUCGGUUGAAUUCGGGCAAAAUCGCGCCCUUAUUUUAUUGCCAAUAAAAUGGCGGUUUGAAAGGACAUCGCACACAUCUUAUGGGUUUUCGGGGACCGGUCGAUUUUUUUAAAAAUUUGGUAUGUUGUAGUACUAGGGAAAAUAAGUAUUUUUCAUCAUUGCUCAAAAUCUUUAACUAUACAGGGUGACCCAGUAAAGUAGGUUCGAAAAUCAUAAACCAAGCCUCUCUAUUAUCGGUAUUAGCGCGCCCUGCAAGCUAAAUAUCGAGAUUUUUGUUUUCGAUUUCGCAAAUAAAUAGUCAGAUAAGCCUAAUAUACUAUACAGGGUAGCUGAGCUUGCGUAUUUUUUAGAAAUCCUGCCUUAUUUUUAGAAAUAGUGUUACCAAAAAGGUCGCGCUGGAUUUUAUUUAGCUGUAACUUUUUUAAUUUUUGUCCGAUUUAAAAAAAUGUGGUAUCAAAAUAAAGCCCAUAUCACAGGGAUGUCAUGAAAUCUAAAAAAAUUGAAAAUGUGAUAAAAUUCGAGAUGGUUGAACGUGAUAAAAGUAUAACUUUUCAUUCGAUUAGGGUCUUGGAUACACCAAAUACACCUAAAUUAAGGAGCGGUUCCUCAAUUGCGAGUAACUCUAGGGGUUAACUAACCCGGUGUUAAUUUCAACCUUGCCAGGUUAACUGAGGAUUGUGUUUCUCAAGCAUCCACUGUAGGUGGAGUUAAUAAACACUGGGUUAAGCAAUAGUUGUUAGCAUUAUUGUUUACCAGAAUGGUGAUCCUAACAUAUUUUUGAUUGGUCGAAAGCAGUCACGCAUGGGUCGAUCGUCAAAUUAGCCCAUUCACAAAACUUUUUGGAGUUUGUUGUUAAGUUAAUGAUAAGUUCGAGUAUUCUUUUUGUCGCACCGUUUUUUCAUUACAAUUUGUUAGUUUUUGAAGAGCGUGGUUAAUGCAGUGUGUGUAGUCAAUAGUCAUGGAGAAGAAAGAUAUCGCAAGAGGAAAAAACUUCCUUGAAUUAGAAAAUAUAAUAAUAAUCAAGCUAUAAUAUAAGCGAAAUAUAGGGUGCACGAGGUCAGACAUGAACUUUUAAUCCUUUGUAGAGAAAUCCUAGUCAUCGUAUUUCUCGAGAGGAUUAAUCCUUUGGCGGAUUAUAUGAGGCGUUUUCCUACGAAAUUGUAGAAAUCUUCAUCUUCAUCAAUCAAUCCAUAUAUUUCUAUUUUCAAAAAAAAAAAUAUUACCACAAAAUUGACAAAUCACGGAAAUGACUCGCUAUUGAUAAACCGGCCCUAAUAUAAGUAACGUAUUUGAUGGAUACUUCACAUUGUUCUCAUGUCGAGCGUAGCUAAAGUACCCAACAACGCGAUAACUUUGCAUGUGUAGUAUGUGCCCAAUACUGGAUUCCCACCAUCCAGCCCAGGGGAGAGAACAAAAAUGAUACAAACAGAAAAUAUCUGCUUACUUAUCUUGUGUGAACCCCGAAAAUAUUUAGAUAUAUUCGGAAAGUUUUAGUUCAUGAAUACUCAACAGUGAGAAUAGAAAAAUUAAUAUAAUUUUCAUGUAAAUCGACUUAAGGCCCACCCCACCACCCCUAAGUUGGAGGUUUUCUCUUUGAAUCCUUUCAUGUAGGGCAUUUUCAAUAUUUUGCACUAGUCACAACAUUCUGUGUUAAACACAGAUUUCAAAUGUCCAUCCAACAUGUCUUUGUAAUCUUACGAGUAUUAUUUGCUUCCUCAGAUGUAAAUUAUUGACGAUGUCUGGCCAAAAAAGGCGAUAUUUCACACGAAUUCUAUGAGAUUUGUCAUUUUUUCAGAUUUCAUGACAUCCCUCUGUGAUGUAAGCUUUAUUUUGAGACCAGAUUUUCUAAAAUCAGACAAAAAUUGGAAAAGUUACAGGCAAAUUAAUUCCAGCCCGACCUUUUUCGUUACACUAUUACUAAGAAUAGUGCAGUAUUUCUAAAAGAAUACGUAAGGUUAGCCACCCUGUAUAAUAUAUUAGGCUUAUCUAGACUAUUUAUUUGAGAAAUAGAAAAAAAAAUCCCGAUAUGUAGCUUGCAAUGCGUGCCAACAUCAAUAAAUGAAAGGCUUGGCAAUGAUUUUCGGACCCACUUUACUGGGUCACCCUGUAUAAUUAGAGAUUUUGCGCAAUGAUGAAAAAUACUUAUUUUCACUAGGACUACAACAUACCAAAUUUUUAAAAAAAUCGACCCCGAAAACCCAUAAGAUGUGUGCGAUGUCCGAGGCGAUGUCCUUUGACAAAUUCCGAAUAAUUCCGGAGAAAUCCAAAAAAAAACGAAAUUUUGCAAAACUGUUUUUAUUUUUUCCUGAGUUUAGUUGAUGUUAUAUUGACAAACAAAUGCCACUUCAUCAUUGCCACUUUUAGCCAGAUUUCUUAAGGCCAGUAUUUCAAUGUUACCUUGAAGUCAAAACAUACCUUAGGUACCCUUAACGUUAAGGUCAACUUGAAAUCAGUUCAUUCAGGUGGCUUUAAGAACCACCUUGAAUUGAGGGAACUUUGAUACAUGGUGAAAAUUGUAUUGAGGAUGACUUAACGUUAUUCUGUACCUUUUAAAAUAACAUGGUAAUACUGGCCCUUAGAGAGCUAAUAAGCAAUAAAAAAAAAACAAUUAUAAGUAGGGAUAAUUGAAAUAAAAAAAAUAAAAAAAACAAAACACAUAUUAAUUGAAAUUUAACAAAAACAAGCAUAAGUUUAACAUGGACUUGACAAAAAGAUUAGUACUUAGUACGCCCACCCCGAUUUCUAAACACAUCCGUCACCCUUCUCGGCAUACUGUCUAUUAAAUCCGUUAUCAAGUUCUGGGGAAUAGCUUUCCACUCUUGCCCUACUGCAUCUACCAAUUUAUUUGAAUGUUCAAAACCAUUUAACCGUUCAGCCAGUCUUAAUUUCAUUCUACUUCAUGUAUGCUCAAUAGGAUUCAUGUCAGGCGACCUUGCAGGCCACUUCAUUCUUUCAAUAUUGUUGUUUCUAAGAUUUUCUGUAAAACUAUUUUGUUCGAUGUGGACGAGCAUUAUCAUCCACAAAGAAAAAAUCACUACUAAAGUUUUUUGCAUAUGGAACAAGAAUAUCUCUAACACACAAAUCACAGUACCGUUCUGCAUUCAUAAUUUCAUUGAAAUUACCAGUUGAAUCUUCCCAUUCCGAUUAAUCGACCCUCUUCCAAAUGUUCACGCCACCAUGGCACCACCAAAAGCCUAUCUUUCUUCCAUAAAUUCUUCUCUAUAUGUCUCGCCCGUGUCUCUCCAUAACAAUACACGCCUGACAUUCUGAUACAACGUGAAUCUACAUUCAUCCACAAAAAAACAUCUCUGCCAUUCAGCUACUCCCCAGUGUCUAUGAAUAUUAGCCCAGUUUAUUGGUGUUGUUCGAUGGACUACUAAUAAUGAACAUGCUGCUCGCCUUCUGGCUCAUUUCUCUCAUGGAGACGUCUUUGUAUUGUCGAUUUUGAGGCUUCAAUUCCUACCACUAUCCUUAUUUGUGAAGAAUUAAAAGGAUUCUGUUGUCAUCCCGGGGCAGAAGUAAUUCAUGGUUCAUGGUUCACCACCUGCAAUGACUAUAAGCAGCGGUGCCAGUGUUAAACCGCCAUUUCAUUGGCAAUAAAAUUGCACGACUUUGCCCCAAUUCAACCCACCUCGUAUCUUUUAGAAUACCCGGGAUCCCUCUGGUUAGAAAAAUAGACACACUGUAUAUUCUUGUAUGACCCUGUUUAAUAUAUUCUUAAUGUUUCCAUAUGUGACAUAUUUGCAGUGUUCGUUUCGAAAAGAAAUAAUGACGUCAAAAGCUAUUUUCCACAUAAAAUCGCAUAACUCAUGAUAAAAUCGUAGGGGGAUGCGAUAUUCAAAAAAUCUCAAAAACGUCCCGAAGUACUGGGGUACUCUUCUUAACCGAAUACCAAAAAUCUACUCAACCCUUCCUCCAGCAGAAUGGAGUGAACCCAAACUUUCGCAAAAAAUUCGCCAACUUAUGUUUCACUCUUUAUCUUUUUCACAAUUAAAUAGCAAUAAGAGCAGCCUCUCACUCCUGAAAAUUUGAACAAAAGCGGCCUGCUAGAAGACAGUGUAUCAAAGAGAAUAUAUGCCCAAUUCUCAGGAUUAAAAUAGCAAAAAAAUGUUAAUGUUGGCACAAUUUUAAAAGACAUAUUGAACAAACUAGUGGUUCGAGGAGGCAGAAAUUAAUUUAAGAACCAAUUUAUUAUCUAAUAAAGGUAAAUGUUACAAUAAAAAUAAAAUUGGAGGAGUUGGAUAUUCAAAUAAGAACACAGUAGCCGAUUAACUAUCCGAAAAUAGAUUAAAAUACAUACUGCCAAACAAAAAGGACUCCAAUUUUAGCCACAGUACCUUUAUCGGGUGAGAUUGCUUACCAAUCUUAGGCAUGAACAUCGAUUUUAAGUUUUAGGGAUGUAUAUUUGAUGUAUAUUAUUGAGGCAGAAUUUCAGCCUAAAAGCGAAUGCCUAUCACUUCCGGUUUGACCGGAAUUGCCAUCAACUUCUUUUUAUUUCAAAUAGAUCACCACCACCACCUAUAUUCUUAGACAUAGGUAUUUUAAUUCUAGGAGAAAUUUUAAGCAUAUUUUAUGUAUAAUAUCCUAUACCUAACUUCAACAGUUUUCGAGAAAAUCGCGACUAAAUAUGUCGAAAUUAGUAAUUUGUUUUACUAGGCACUAAAUCUGAUUUUCUGACGCAUAAAUCCUAGCUCUAUCAUUUUGUUUACAUAAUAUCAUUGUCAAUUUUAAUUACCAGUUCAAUUUGAAUUAUUACCAGGAACGUAGUUGUUCAAUGAACACUGCCAGAUUCAGAAACACUGAACACUAACCGAAAAAAAUCUGUGAAAGAACAAUUUAAUACCACAAUUUUGAAAUAAAAUACAAAGCAAUUUUAUAUUUGAAAUCUUGAAUCUCUGGUGGUCCUCGAGAGAAUUAUUUUAAACUAGUUUUAUAUUUUUUUAAAAAGUUUUUAUAUUGUUUGUGACCUUUUAUCGUGUACAAAUCUGUAGUAAAACAUUCAUUUUCCGGCGUGCUUGUUAAUGUCAAUGUGUAUUGGGUGUUUAGCAAUUUGAAAUUCGAAAGAAAAUGUGGGAAAAGUCACUGCUUCAUUUGCAGAAUUUCGCUAUGGAGAAGGCGGUGGAUUAUUUUGGAAGCAAAUAGCUUCCGCAAACUAAACUUGAACGUGGAUUACUUUGUAUACUUGAUAGUCCGUGGAUUUCCCUUUCUUUUGCGAGAAUCCUUUCUGAUUUUGUGUAUCCAAAUUUUGUUAAAUGUAGGAUUUGAUGGAAAGACAGUUCCGCCGGUGAAUAGGAAUUAUUUUUACGAAAAGGCACACUACACACAAUCAUCUUUGUUAGGAAAAAACCUUGAAAAACCCGAGGAAAUAAUAGUUUCCAGUUUCCACACGUAAGUCUUGUCCAUGGUCAACAAACCACUGUCAACAGCCAAUUAUUCAGGAGUACGAUGAAAUCUUGCAACAGCGUUUACGGAAGUUGUUAACAGUUUUUUCGUGGCGGCUGAGUUUUUUUGCAUCUCCGUGUAUCUGUUUGCUAUAUUCCUUUUGCCCGUUUGCUAUAUUCUGUUUGCCCAGUGGGGUAGGGCAAAAGAGUCCAGAGCAAUUAUGUAUUAAUUAUUGGAUACUUAAAAUAUUAACAAACAUGUAUUUAUGAAAAUUAAUAGGACAAUAGACCAAUCUAUUUUUACCUGUAUGCGCGCGCAACACGAGGCAAUGCAUUUUUAUUGGCUAACUAAUACAGGUGUGAAGUAAUCCUUUUGCACGCUGGGCAUCUCCUUGUUCUUGUUUAUUACCCGUGAUCUGACAAGGAUAAAAUUAUGCUUGAUAUUCAACUUGAUACAGCUUGACAAGUGAUUGAUUUUCAAUUAGGGAAUCCAAACCACGUGACUUUUGCCAACCAGCCGGCAUUUUGAAAUUUUUGUGAGGUUAGAAUACGGAUUGUUACAUGUCAACGAUGUCAGAAAAGUGUCAGAUUUGAGUACUCGCUCCGUGUAUUGAUACAGCCUCGUACUCAUAAUCGCGAAAUUCGCUCUUUUUUGACAUUGCUUCGACAAUUUGACGUUUGAUUCACGCAUAAAACGUCAAAUUGUCGAAGCAAUGUCAAAAAAGAGCGAAUUUCGCUGUUAUAGGUACUAGGCUUAAUCCUGCCAAAAAAAAACAUAUGUUUUUUGUUUAUUGUUUGCCAACCAGACGCCAUUUGGACAGGUCGUUGGAUUGCCUAAUUGUUUGUGUUUUUGAUUGACAAAUAGGUUGCACGUCACGCGGUUUUCCUCCUUCCUUUUUUAUCCCGUACAAAUAAUAGGAACGGAUUGCUAUACGUAAGUCUAACAUAAUUUGGUACGUUUUGCCUCGUCUUGCGCAAUAAGCGUUCUGCGUCUUUUUCUAUCUAGUAAAGUUUUCGUAUUAUUACCUCUUUGUCUGAUAAAAUAGAUAGGUCUAUUGGGAUAAAGGAACCUUACUUUAUGUCAAGCAGCAUUGAAAUCACUUCUAAAUUAUCAUAUUAUCUUCUGAUUACAUCUUAAUUUCUUAAGGUGACUCCUGUUGCCUGAGUCUCCGCUACUGAUGAUGGCGAAAGCCAAUAGCGCUCUACUGCCCUGAUUUUCAAUAGAUGUGAAUUUUGCAUGAAAUACAAAUUGUUUUUUUCUUCAUUCGGAUACAUGCACGCAGCCUCCUUUCCUUGGUAAAUUAUUUUUUGACAUUUUUUUAAUCGCGAUUUUCUCAGUAACUGUUAAAGGGGGCGUGACCCAAAAAUAAAAAUAAUUCUGCAAAAAAAUCUAAGAAAAAAUAUUCGAACCGCAUCUUGCUACGAUGGACCGUUUUCGAGUUAGGGCGGUUCAAAAUUACGAACCCCUAGGCUGUGACAUCACACCGGCUUCGUAGUCACAUUAUUAAGACGUGUAAGAAUUUUCCAAAUUCCUCACUGGAGCAAAUUGCAACCACUCCUCUAAGUAUAGGGACGGUUCACUGACGAAUGACCGAACAGAAUAAGGUUGCGAUUUCGGCGGUUAGCGGGUGUGACGUCAAAAGUUCCUGCAUAAUUUAUAUUCAUAGAGAUUUAAUCAUAGAUCACGAGAGAUUUUUUGUCACAUCGAGCCAUACAUUGAAAUUAAGUAUUUGAAGACACCUCCGGUCAAACCGGAAGUGACAGUCAAUUGUUUUUUUUUUGCUCAAUAGGUCUGUUUGUGCAGAAAUCACAAACCAGUCAGAGCGAAUUUCAUUAGUUAAAAACAGUCAGAAAACUAGUUUCAACCAAUGACAUAUUACCACAGAUAGACAUUACAGUAAACAAAAUAUUGUGUCGCUAACAUCUUAGGAGAGCAAUCCACCACCGGUGUAUCCCCUCCAAUUUGGUUGCCAACUUGUUAGGAAUUGAUAUUUUAUCCUGUUAUGACUUUGUACCAAAAAGUUGGAGGUUCAAGACUAAAACCGACUACUGGCAACGCCGGUUCUGUAAGACAGGCGGAACACACCUGCAGUCGAUUGGCAUGUCAACGCGCCCAUCAAACUUAUAUCAUAUGAGUUGUCAUCACAACAAACAUCAGUUUAUAGUUUAUGAAUGAGAUGUGGUGUCUAUAGUCCAACAAAUACCAUUUUAAAGUCACGUGAUUUUUCUCUAUCCUUGUUGAAUACACCUCAAACAUCGGUGAUAGUAAAAUUAACAAAAAAAUUGCUGUCUAAUCAUUGUUCAUAAUAUUCUUACCUGAAAUAGAAUCCGUCACUGUCAUCAAUUAGUUUGUCAAAGUUAUUUUCGAAAAUAAUACAACAAACAAACACAGCUAAUAAUUUUGACCAUAUUAACCUUUUUCCAACUCGAAAAAAAGCUAAUAGAAAACGGGUACCCAGUUUAAGUUCAGAAUGUAUUACAACAAACAGCGGAUGUGACAAAAAUGAGUCUCGCAACAAUUGCAAAUAUUAAAAUUGCCCUCUGAUGGGUCAAUACUACUUCAGAAACGCGUUUGUAAAAUGCUAGUGGGAACAUAUAUUAAAAUUCAAUAGUAAUUAACCACCAAUAGCUUUUUGUAGGUGAUAUCAACAACAUAAUCAAUGGACAUACGUUUUUUGCCACCAGUAUCACGUGACUUUAAAAUGGUAUUUGUCGGACUUUAUCUGUGUUAAGAUUUCAUGGUUUUCAACCAAUUAAAUUCAGUCUGACCUGACUGUUCUGACAGACAUAGUAUUAUUUCUAAUCGAUUUCCAAGCCUAAUUUCGGUAAGUUAUCUCGUGAUCACCCGGUAU
Molecule: messenger RNA, 17627 nt
Organism: Ceutorhynchus assimilis (cabbage seed weevil)
Lineage: Eukaryota; Metazoa; Arthropoda; Insecta; Coleoptera; Curculionidae
Source: the annotation of a GenBank genome assembly